AUGGCGCCCAUUAGUCCCUCUCCCGCCAUCUCUUCUUCCCCUACGGCGACCACCACUGAGACCAGCUCGACAUCUUCUUCUACUGCUUCUACUGCUUCUAAUACCCGGCCCGAACCUGAAUCUCCCUUAUCUCUCUUUGGAAUCACGCGCCGCCACUGCAGAGAAGAACUCUUUGUAAGUCCAGUUCGAUGGACUGGCCGCCAUGUCGAGCUUCUGCAUUUCUCCUUCACCGGGCCUUUUCCCGAGCCAACGACCUCCGCGUCUGCAGAAGGCACAGAGGGAGAAUACUCUGAAGAGCUUUCUGGCACUCGACACUUGAAAGACUUUUUUGACUUUUACUAUAAGCCUGUCAUGCGCGAGCAGGGUAUUUGGUUGCUCAUCACGACUGAUGCGUGCCCUCUAGUCAUCUACGAAGAGCCUCUCAGACUCGCUGUUGGCGACUCCAUUGUCAAAAGCCUGCACUGCAUGGCAUUCUACCUUAAAGAUUCUAUCAAAGGACACAAAGUACAUAAACUUCCCGUUGCAGCUCUUGUUGACCAAGGCCGCAUUGUUGAGCUGCGAAAAGAGUACCUGGGCCUAUCUCGAUGCAAGCAAUGGUGUUACUGGAAUCGUCCCAUGUGCUGUCUCUACCAGAAGAAGUGGAAGAAGCUCACGCCACCAAUUCCGUUGCACGACCCAUUCAUCACUGCACUCCUCAUCGGACUGGCGCAGAAGAAGCGGAGAUAUCUGCACGAGAUUGAAUCCACAGAAGAGGCUAGAACGGGGAAGCUCUUUUGUCAAGUUGUUCAUACAUUCAAUUCCAGAGGCCGAUGCAAAGAAAAGCGUGAAGAGGCAUACUGGGGCUGGCUGUACCUCUAUCAGGCCGAUAUCCCAUCCACGCUUCUUGACAUGUUUGAACAGCCCAAAAUCGCACCGCCAGAGACCCCCUAUAUCGAUAUCCGCAUCACCAAAGUCAACUACUACCCGCUGGCUACCCUCCGAGCCCGGCUACUGGAGCUGAUGCUGCCAGGAAACGCAGGGGCAACGGCGGCAGCAGAAGCAACAGCAUCGGAAACAGCCGUGUGGCAAACAGUGGCGCAUAAUGUCGCUACAGAAUCCAUGGUAGAACUUGAGCAUGGGGUCAUGGCACAAGAGGCCACGGCACAAAAUAUGACACAAAAUAUGGUGGCAACAUUAGCAGCGCCGCCAGCAGCCAUUACACAGACAGCCAUGGUUCAGCCAAACAUUGACCAUGCCGCCAUGGCUCAACUAGCAAUGGACAAAGGAACCACCGAACAAACAUGCGCCAAUCAAAAUGGCGGACAGAAGCGCAAAUUUGAAGAUGAGCAUCACGACCAACCAUCUCAGCGAUGGCCCCCCUCGGUAUAUCUCACCCCCGUGAACCAGAUAUACUAG
Molecule: messenger RNA, 1395 nt
Organism: Trichoderma asperellum CBS 433.97
Lineage: Eukaryota; Fungi; Ascomycota; Sordariomycetes; Hypocreales; Hypocreaceae
Source: RefSeq, a predicted model, not a curated record